AUGGGCAACGGAGCCCACCAGCGUGAUUUGCGCACCCAAUUGUUCAGCACACCGUCUCCUCACCAUUUCAAUGGGUUGCGACAGCAAAAUAGCCGUACACCUCCGUCUCGCACACCACUGAGAAACACACAUUCUGCAUCCCCAUAUGAUAAUACCACAACACAGACACGUGCUGGAGCAAGUGCUGCAGUAGCUGCGCAAAAUGAAUCCUUUUUGAACUCUUUGGAAUCACAAAACGACGAAGAAAUGGACUCCAUGGGCCAAAAGAUUCACAUGUUGAAGAAUUUGGGAGAAAGGAUGGGGAUUGAGAUCAACAAAUCGAUCAAACUAAAUGACGACAUUACCGAUGGCUUUGAACGCGGGAAAGUCUCGUUGAAGAAUACUUUCAACAAGAUGAUUGUUAUGAGCCAGAGAGCUGGAAUUACUUGGAAGAUGUGGUUGGUCGUGUUUGCCCUUGUUGGAUUAUUCUUCUUUUACGUUUGGCUCUUUUAA
Molecule: messenger RNA, 492 nt
Organism: Lodderomyces elongisporus
Lineage: Eukaryota; Fungi; Ascomycota; Pichiomycetes; Serinales; Debaryomycetaceae
Gene: BET1
Exons: 1
Coding region: 1-492 (163 amino acids)
Biological process (GO): endoplasmic reticulum to Golgi vesicle-mediated transport
Source: RefSeq, a predicted model, not a curated record